Endocarpon pusillum Z07020 is the source of this 3672-nucleotide messenger RNA. RefSeq names its product coatomer subunit alpha. Bases 1 to 3672 code for a protein of 1223 amino acids. Gene Ontology annotation, cellular component: COPI vesicle coat. Lineage: Eukaryota; Fungi; Ascomycota; Eurotiomycetes; Verrucariales; Verrucariaceae. Gene Ontology annotation, biological process: retrograde vesicle-mediated transport, Golgi to endoplasmic reticulum; intra-Golgi vesicle-mediated transport; intracellular protein transport. The transcript is spliced from 5 exons. Gene Ontology annotation, molecular function: structural molecule activity; protein binding. The record is from RefSeq and is a predicted model, not a curated record.
AUGUCGACCUCCCCAAGCAUGCUCACAAAGUUUGAAUCCAAAUCCUCCAGGGCAAAGGGGAUAGCUUUCCAUCCCAAGAGGCCAUGGAUCCUCGUGUCGCUUCACUCCUCUACGAUUCAGUUAUGGGACUACCGCAUGGGCACACUCAUCGACCGGUUUGAAGAGCAUGACGGCCCGGUACGAGGAAUAGACUUUCAUAAAACGCAGCCUCUUUUUGUUUCCGGUGGAGAUGACUACAAAAUCAAAGUAUGGUCAUACCAGACACGCAGGUGUCUAUUUACACUGAAUGGUCACCUUGACUAUGUACGGACUGUCUUCUUCCAUCAUGAACUGCCUUGGAUACUGUCAAGCUCAGACGACCAAACGAUCAGGAUAUGGAACUGGCAGAACAGGUCUUUGAUAUGCACCAUGACGGGUCAUAACCAUUACACAAUGUGUGCUCAGUUCCACCCUAAAGAUGAUCUAAUAGUUUCCGCCUCGCUUGAUCAAUCCGUCAGGGUCUGGGAUAUUUCAGGUCUGCGCAAGAAGCAUUCUGCGCCAACAUCUAUGAGUUUCGAAGACCAGAUAGCACGAGCAAACUCAAAUCAGGCAGACAUGUUUGGUAACACAGAUGCUGUUGUUAAGUUCGUUCUGGAGGGACAUGACAGAGGCGUCAACUGGGUUGCAUUCCAUCCCACACUUCCGCUAAUAGUCUCCGCUGGUGAUGAUCGACUGAUAAAGCUCUGGAGGAUGAGCGAAACGAAAGCGUGGGAAGUUGAUACCUGCAGAGGUCACUUUCAGAAUGCUUCUGCUUGCUUGUUCCAUCCCCAUCAGGACCUUAUUCUGUCUGUUGGAGAGGACAAAACGGUUCGGGUAUGGGAUCUUAAUAAAAGAACUUCUGUUCAAUCAUUCAAACGAGAGAACGACCGAUUCUGGGUAAUCGCUGCUCACCCUGAAGUCAAUCUUUUCGCAGCAGGUCACGAUAACGGGGUAAUGGUGUUCAAGCUAGAGCGGGAAAGGCCUGCAUCUGCUGUCUAUCAAAAUCAACUGUUCUAUGUCACGAAGGACAAACAUGUCCGCUCAUAUGAUUUCUCGAACCAUGUCGAGUCGCCGUCGUUGUUGUCUUUACGAAAAUUCGGCAAUACCUGGGUGCCACCAAGGACGCUAUCCUACAAUCCUGCGGAACGAGCUGUUCUGGUCACCUCACCAACAGACAAUGGUAUCUAUGAACUUGUUGGCCUACCAAAAGAUGCUACGGGUGUUUCCGAUCCUACGGACAUAAAGCGAGGUCAAGGCAAUUCUGCAGUAUUCGUUGCUCGCAACCGCUUCGCAGUCUUCACCCAGAGCACUCAGCUUGUAGAGAUCAAAGACCUGAGCAACUCCACCACCAAGUCUUUCAAGGCCCCAGGCGGGACGAAUGAUAUCUAUUUCGGUAGUACAGGGUGCCUACUCCUCAUAUCCCCCACCGCCGUUGUCCUCUAUGACAUCCAGCAAAAGAAGCAAUUGGCAGAUAUCACAGUGGCCGGGGUGAAGUACGUAUCCUGGUCCAACGAUGGCCUUCAUGCGGCUUUGCUAAGCAAGCACAAUGUCACAAUCGUGACCAAAUCGCUGGAGCUGGUCAGCACGCUGCACGAAACUAUUCGCAUCAAGAGCGCUACAUGGGAUAACACCGGUGUACUUCUCUAUUCUACUCUUAAUCACAUCAAAUACACUCUCCUUAAUGGCGACAAUGGGAUCGUGCGGACACUCGAUCAGACAGUAUAUCUUGUGCAGGUCAAAGCGAGAAAUGUAUACUGUCUAGAUCGUGCAGCGAAGCCAAAAGUCUUGACCAUCGAUCCAACGGAAUAUCGCUUUAAACUCGCCCUGAUUAGGAGAAACUAUGAUGAAAUGCUGCAGAUCAUCAAGACAUCCAGCUUGGUUGGGCAGAGCAUCAUCUCUUACUUGCAAAAGAAAGGCUAUCCUGAAAUUGCUCUCCAGUUCGUGCAAGAUCCACAAACCCGCUUUGAAUUGGCCAUCGAAUGCGGCAACCUUGAGGUCGCUACACAGAUGGCAAACCAGUUAGACAGGCCUAAGAUCUGGACGAGAUUAGGUGCCGAGGCGCUCAGUCACGGCAAUCACCAGACCGUGGAGAUGACUUACCAGAAGCUAAGGAACUUUGAUAAGUUAUCCUUCCUGUAUCUGUGUACUGGGAAUGAGGAGAAGCUUACGAGAAUGGCAAAGAUUGCGGAGCAUCGUGGCGAUUCCACAUCUCGCUUUCAAAAUGCAUUGUACCUGGGAAGUGUCGAGAAUCGCAUUCAAAUGUUCAGAGAGCUUGAUUUGUAUCCCCUUGCUUAUCUUACAGCCAGAUCUCAUGGUUUGACGGAAGAAUGCGAAUCGAUAUUGGAAGCGACAGGUUUGUCCGAGGAUCAGAUUUCGCUGCCCAGUCUAGGCUCGCCAGCUACAACACCAGUAACCAUCGUGCCGACAUACAAGGAAAACUGGCCGAUGAAGGCUGCAUCUCAUUCAUCUUUUGAAAAGGCACUUGCUGGUGAGGUCGGAGAUGCUAUUGAGGACUCGACCACGGACCUUCUCGAUGAAGAUGUUCCGCCAGCCGACGAUCCAAGUGUCAAGGCUGGCCUUGGCGAUGAAGAAGAGGAUGCUGGCGAGGGAUGGGACAUGGGAGAUGAUAUUGCGCUGGAUGCCGCCGGGGCCGAUUCUGAUUUCGUCAAAGUCGAUAACCCUGACGAUGUAGUCGCUGGUGGUUCUGGAAGCUCAGAGGCUGAUAUUUGGUCCCGCAACUCACCGUUGGCAGCUGACCAUGUUGCUGCUGGUAGUUUGGAGUCUGCUAUGCAAUUAUUGAAUCGUCAGGUGGGCGCAGUUAACUUCGCACCAUUGAAACCAAGAUUCAUGGAGAUAUACACAGCGAGCAAGACUUUCCUGUCAGCAUCAACAGGCUUGCCUCCUCUGGUCAAUUAUGUCCGAAGAACAGUUGAAGAAACUGAUGCUCGGAAGGUGCUACCAAUGAUUCCGCGGGAUCUUGAGACCAUAGCUGCAAAUGACUUACAAGAAGGCUACACGGCUAUGCGGAUGAAUAAACUGGCUGACGGGGUGACGACAUUCAAGGUCAUAUUGCAUUCUCUUCUUGUCAACGUCGUGGGCUCUCAAUCGCAGGUGGAGGAAGCUAGGUCGAUCAUCAGCAAAGCAGUAGAGUACACCCUGGCGAUGAGCGUCGAGCUCGCAAGAAGAGAGAUGGCCUCAGCGAGCGACGCAGAACAGACCUUGAAGAGGCAGCUAGAACUGAAUGCCUAUUUCACCAUACCCAAGCUCGAGGUCGCCCACCGACAACUAGCUCUCACCGCGGCCAUGAAGCAAGCAUUUUCCAAAAAACAAUAUUCAUCGUCGCUCUCAUUUGCCAACCGAAUAAUCGCCAAUGGCACACCGGCCAAACUGGUGGAGAAUGCGACCAGAGUGAAGACACAAAGCGAACGAGCGGGAUCGACGGACCAGUUGGACAUCGAGUUCGAUCCAUUUGCCGAAUUCGACGUCUGUGCCGCUUCCUAUACCCCCAUCUACGGUGGUAGCCCCAGUGUCGCCUGUCCCUUCGAUGGUGCAAAAUACCAUGAUCGCUACCGGGGCCAGAUCUGUCGGAUCUGUGACGUCUGUGAGAUCGGUGCUGCGGCCAGUGGCCUGAGACUUUGGGUCCGCGGUCUGUGA